AUGAAUAAAAACUUUACAAAGGAAUUCAUUUUGACUGAAAGAACUCAGAAUUUGUGGGCUGACUCUGCGCCAACAGCUGUCACUAAGGCGGUGCUUGCCCAGCCUUUGAUCACUCCCUGGCGUCUCUUGCUUCAACAGUCCUGCCAGUAUCGCCAGAGGCCUAAAACGGUAGCUCCAAUGGUCUUGGCAGCGAUGGUUCUCAGCGUUUGUGAUGGGGACACUUGCUCCAAUCAAGUUGAUGGGAUACCACCUCAAAUGUCGGGACGCCGCUUCUUAUGCGUGUCUAUGGCCAGUGGCACGCGCUGCUCUGGAGUAUCAUCGAACGUGGAGGAUUUGUCUGUGAGUCGUUUUCUAGUAAGUGACGGGCACGCUGAGGUACUUGCACGUCGUUCUCUUUUGUCAUUCUUACUUGACGCUGUUCGUUCUAUCAGAAGAGAUGAAUUCUGUUCUAACUGUACGGCUUCUCAUCAGUUUGUAGUACGGGAUUCCGAAAAGCGUGGGUGGCACCUGCGGUCCGAUGUUCAGGUGCACUUGGUGGUGACACACUGGCCAUGCGGCUCUAUGGCACUCUCGGCCACAUCACAAACAGGAGGACAUCUCUUGCUACGCACCCCUUCUGCUAAGCUUUUCGGUGCUUGGGGGGAGGAUUGUGACAAGGAAACGGAGUUUAGGGUGACAUGUCCUGAUGAUAGUGUAACACGUUCUACAAUAUCCGUGUGCCAUCAUAUUCUUGCGGCACACAAAAGCGUCUGGGAGAUAGAUCCUCGUUACACUCACUGCUGCCGUGUGAAGCCUGGAAAGGGGUAUCCCAAUAUGAAUAUGAGUUGUAGCGACAAGCUGUGGCGAUGGUCAUUGUUUGGGCUUCAGGGACGCCGUUAUAUGCGUGUUUUGACACGGCCCAUUCGUUUGAGUAGCAUCGAAGUCGCUAUUGAAAUGAGAGCGAGUAAGGAAAACAGCGGCUUCUGUGAGUAUGGAAGAGACCAGGCCAAGAAUGCGCUGGAUUCUUUGAUAUGGAAAACAUCUACGUUAGAGGAGCAGGUGGGGGCAAGUAUGUGUAGUGGCCGUCCUGUCCUAUCGCUCCUGCCCUUACCCAACAUUUCAGUCUUUCCAAUCGAUGAAUUACACGUCCUGGGUGACGACAUCACGCAAGGUACAACGGGUGGGAAUGAUUCGAGCUACUCCCGCUGUACGUGGAUGACAAACCGUCGUUUCUGUGAGAAAGUGCGAAAUACGUCUAAAAUGCCAUUGUCUCCCAGGGAAGUCAAUUCACAGAUCAAUUCCUGUGAUAGUGUCGAUAACAUUGUCUGUUCCUUGGGAACCAAGCGUGUACGUGUAUCAGGUCCUGUGAUUAAUACUGACAACAACUUCAAGAUUGGAUCAACCCAGUCUCAAUGCGCCAUUGAGGCUACAUGGAAUGCAAGUCCGUCCCUGACACUUAAUACCAAGGUUGGCCUUCCACAAGGUGUCAACAUACAGCAGCUUAAACGUGCUUUAAAGAGGGCGAAAGAUGACGUUUUUCUGAAAUACCCCCUGUCUCGAGCCUGGAUUGAGGCACAGAUGGAAGCAGCUCAAGAUGGGAUCACUGAAGACGUGGAGGUUGCAGGAUCUUGCUUAUGUGAGUUGCUACCUUGUAAGGAGGAUGCAUUUCAAACACUUUUGUACAUCACGACAAACAACUCUUUUUCACCUGAAAAGAAAUUACUUUGGACUAUGAAACACCAUGACUUGACAAAAACUAACAAGCAUGCAUAA
Molecule: messenger RNA, 1752 nt
Organism: Phytomonas sp. Hart1
Lineage: Eukaryota; Euglenozoa; Kinetoplastea; Trypanosomatida; Trypanosomatidae
Source: the annotation of a GenBank genome assembly